Molecule: messenger RNA, 605 nt
Organism: Prorocentrum cordatum
Lineage: Eukaryota; Dinophyceae; Prorocentrales; Prorocentraceae
Source: the annotation of a GenBank genome assembly
AUGGCCGUGCGGGAGCGCAAGCACCGACUCUUCAUGCUGCGUCGCGCGGUAGGGCGCAAGGCCUCUACCCUGUGGCGGACUGGGCUCAUGCCGUCCGCAGGGCACGGGGCUGGAGUGCCGGGUUUGGCGGACGCGCCGCUGCGCGAGAUGCGCAAUUUGGCCGCGGUACUCAACGGGCGCAGUGACAAACACCAUGUGGACGUCACGGUAUACCUCCUUACUCACCCUUCGGAGGAGUACGAUCCCAUGUAUCACGCCACGCUGGACCUGGUCUUGAACUAUGCCGCCUUCACUUGGGAUGGGCGGCUAGCCUGGGACAUGAAAGCGCCGCGCAUUUUGCAGGGCGACAAUGGCAACCAGUAUGACUUGCACCGCGUGUGCCCUGCUGACCUGCGACCUUUCUUGGUGCAGGGCGUGCAGCGCUGGCAGCAUGACCGCCUCACCAGCCACAUGUGCUCAUGUACUCCCACGCUGGCGCGCCUAUCUGGCACCGUGGGCUCAGGUAUGUGGUCAAGGGUGUCCGUGCCGCAAGGCAGCUGGGAGCGUUGCAGGCGCUAUGGUUCGACCGUGCCCAUGCCGAUCCGCGGGGACAUGAAGCUCGGCAG